This is a messenger RNA of Harmonia axyridis, 2764 nucleotides long. RefSeq lists its product as uncharacterized. NCBI's taxonomy places the organism in Eukaryota, Metazoa, Arthropoda, Insecta, Coleoptera, Coccinellidae. The transcript is spliced from 12 exons. The record is from RefSeq and is a predicted model, not a curated record. The coding region runs from base 663 to 2438 and encodes 591 amino acids.
GCGAAAUAUGUUUGGUAUCCACCAGAGCCGCUGUCAGGUCCAACGUAUAGGAAGUUAUAUUUCGAACACAUGCCUCCAGGCGGCGCAUGCGCACCGGUCGCCAAGAAACGUAAAACGGGGUAGAGGGAUGAAAAGAGACGGUUCGGGGGUAGGCGAGAAAAGAAAGGACGCAUAGAAAAGCGCGGCCCAAGCUAGGACGUACGGCCGUACUCCCCUGGCUCUAACUCCGCCGACUAGAAUGGAAAAGUCGAUUCUAUAGUUGAUAAGUUGAGGUCGACAGCGGUCCCAGGUCUGUGAGCUUCACAUUCGCUGUCAAAACGUUCGCGUUUUGUGGCCGAUCUUCGCCUGAAUUUCUGUGGAGGGACUUCUUUCGUUUUGUGUUUGUGAUCAGUGGUUUGAUUUUUAUUUACGGCUAAUCGUGACGUCCGCGAGGGAAUUAUGUUGUGCGGUCUUCGGGAGUGCUGCAGCUGUUCUUAUUGGGUUUUUUAGGAAUAUAUAUGGAGUGGCCAGAGAAAAUUUCAGGGAAAAAUGAUGAUCCAAAUGCUCACUUGAAGAUUGGAAAGAUCCUAUCAAUUCAUUUUUUAUCUUAGAAGAAAUAAUUCCAAGUAUUUUCCGGGAAUGCCAAACAAAAUAACGUCCAACAAGACCGACCUGAUUACAUUAUGAAUCAAUGGUUUCAUUUUGGUCCAACGGUUGCAUUGUUGCUAACCUGGUGCUUUCAAACGACUGCCACCUUUAAACAACAAGGUGGAUGUUACUUCCCUGAGAAAUGGGAAGGAACAUGGUUUCAGUCUGGCAUUAGACAACCCGUCAUCAUAGAAAGUUCCAGGAUUAGUAGCAAAGGACGCUGUCUAGGUUCCGAAGGAGACAAAUUCUUGGUUGUUGAUGACAAAAGGGCUUGUUAUCGUUGUGUGGUGAUUCACGAGAAGCACGCUAACGUCCUACAGUACAAAGAAACUUAUUGUUACGGGAGAGAUUCUCUUCCAUCCCUGUGUAGUUACAUAACCGGAGACGCCCUCCUGUUCUCGAUGUUUCGGGAGAAUGCAACUCCUGUACCCUGCCCCUUUAAAGCCCCUUUCACGUUCACCUACAACAGAGGACACGGCGAGUGUAGAUCACCAGUGUCCAACAUCGAUUCCUGCACUGAAGACACCAAGCUGCUGCUCAGUUACCAAUCGUGUCCUGAUGUUCCUGGAACUGAAAGUGCAGUGGAAGAGCUCCAAUGCCUAGCAGCUUGGAAGGAAGGAAGCUCUAGGUACCUAGUGGGUAAAGUUGACCACAUCCAUGCCCUCUCCAAUGAGGACAGGUACAGGUGCUUCGUCUACGAGAAGGUCUCACCCGACGCGAUGGAGGACGUCGAUUACAGGGUGGCCCAGAGUGGAGACGCCACCUGCAACGGUCUUUUUAGUGCCACCGAAGGCAGUCGCACGAUGAUCCUUCGCAAGGCUCCAUCCUUGAACAAAUGCCAUUUUCCGUCAUGGAUGACGAAUUACAACCACUGGCACAGUCUGGAUUACUCGAUGACGUACAGCUUUCACCACAGGGAUGCCACCCUGAGAAUAGGAAAUUCCACUUCUGGAACAGAGAUGAAAGUGCUUUGCACGCACGUGAAAUACGCCUCCAGAAAUGAGAGUGCUGUUGUACUUUUGACUCACUUCACUAUGGGAUGCCAAAGCGGCUACAUGUGCAUGUCUUUCAACCGCAGAGAUGCUCACGUGAUGGAAGUGCAAAUUGGAAGUCAAACCAAGCGGCUGGAAGAUGCUUGCAGUGCUACCAACUUCAACAUAUCCAGUCAAUCAUACGUUACCCUCGUCACGACAACCCCCGAAAGAAGGACUUGCCCCUUCAUGGGUAAAUUCGAGGUGGACAGCCUCAUGAGGAUAGGGAGGUUCCUCCACAGCAAACCCUAUCAGCAGAUAGACUCGAGAUUCUUCGACAACUACUUCCUCAAGAAGAAACAACAGAAUGUCGUGAACUUUCAACACCGACGAUCCAAGCGAUUGGACCAAGAGCUGGACUGUGAUAGUGAUGGUUUUACAAAUCUGAUUAUAGGAUGUAGUUCUGUAGAUACAAUGGAGUUCAAGACAGACUGUUCUUCGGCUGUUUCAACGACAACGUAUGCCUGUCACGGAAGAUGGGAAGAAAAUGGCACUAACUACCUAAUAGUUUCUCCAAUAAACACAAAGUUGUCCCAUCUGACACGUCGAUACUGCUUUGUAUACAGAGAGAUCGCUCCUGGUACAAUAUACUUCUCCACUUCUUCUUCCAACUGCGAUCGAAAUAUCAGGCCUGGUUUGAGUGGGGAAUUGAUCUUCAAUAUCACCAGUAUUGGUAAAUGCAUAGUGGUGAGUGGAGCUACUAGAGUGAACGCUGAACCUCAUAAUUUAGGACUCAUCUACACAAUUUCAAUAGCCAUCCUGAUCUACGUUCAAAGAUGAUCAUUAGCCCUAUCCAGAAAUUAGGAUACAUUUAAUUAAAUGAGACUGUAUGGCCCCAAGGGCUUAUUUUGUUAUCAAGAGAAGAUGUGUAUUUAGUCUUAUUAUUGUUCAUGAAGAUUUCACUAUUAAUAGUUGAUGAAAUACAAAGAUCUAUAAAAGAGUUAUUAACAUUUGAUUUAUUUGGGUGUGAAGAAAAAAUAAUUAUUGAUAUCAUUAUUUGAUUUGUCCUUUUAUAUUAGCAACUCUUGAAUGAAAAUCAUAAUAGGAAAAAUGGGAGAUGAAAUCUUUUGAAUCGUUUACAAAACUUGAAAAUAGAUGUUGUCCUA